Branchiostoma floridae (Florida lancelet) is the source of this 639-nucleotide messenger RNA. RefSeq lists its product as uncharacterized. The transcript is spliced from 8 exons. Bases 1 to 639 code for a protein of 212 amino acids. The record is from RefSeq and is a predicted model, not a curated record. NCBI's taxonomy places the organism in Eukaryota, Metazoa, Chordata, Leptocardii, Amphioxiformes, Branchiostomatidae.
AUGACUGUAGAAGAAGAGCGGGCACUUGGAGGUGAAACACUAAAGACACCAAACUUCGACAGGAUGGCAUCCGAACAAGCAAUCAUAGGCGGCCCGGAUACUUGUUCCCCAGAGCCAAAAGGUGAAACACUAAAGACACCAAACUUCGACAGGAUGGCAUCCGAACAACGAAACAUAUAUGGCGGCCCGGAUACUUGUGGCCCACAGCCAAAAGGUGAAACACUAAAGACACCAAACUUCGACAGGAUGGCAUCCGAACAACGAAACAUAUAUGGCGGCCCGGAUACUUGUGGCCCACAGCCAAAAGUAUACACUGGCUACAACCCUGACGAACCAAUCCUGGGAGCCCCCUCUGCGGAAGAGCCUUUCAAGAAUCAAGAGAUAGAUCGGCCCUUGGCUCUCUGUGCUCUGUUCCAGGGUCAGCUGCAGGAUUACCUCAAUGGCGGCAAACAGUUUGAUCAGUACGUCCCCAUGGGGUGCCAGACGCAGGUGGUUUCUGGGAUGAACUACAUCAUUCGGAUCAAGACUGGUCCAAAGAGUGAGAUUGGGUUGGAGGCUUACUGGCCCAUAGGCUCCGGCUUCCCAGAAAUGACCAACUGGUACCAUUGGGGGAAGAAAACCAAACAUCCUGAAGCUUGA